Messenger RNA from Gamsiella multidivaricata, 1009 nucleotides. Its product is annotated as small GTPase rana. Bases 36 to 680 code for a protein of 214 amino acids. Lineage: Eukaryota; Fungi; Mortierellomycota; Mortierellomycetes; Mortierellales; Mortierellaceae. The record is from RefSeq and is a predicted model, not a curated record. The transcript has 5 exons. Gene Ontology annotation, cellular component: nucleus; cytoplasm. Gene Ontology annotation, biological process: protein import into nucleus; ribosomal subunit export from nucleus. Gene Ontology annotation, molecular function: GTP binding; GTPase activity.
AUCUCUCAUCCCUUCUUCCCAUCACUUCAUUCGACAUGGCCACUCAAGAGAUUCCCACUUUUAAGCUUGUUCUCGUCGGCGAUGGUGGUACGGGCAAGACCACCUUCGUCAAGCGCCACUUGACUGGUGAAUUCGAAAAGAAGUACAUCGCCACCUUGGGUGUUGAGGUCCACCCCUUGAGCUUCACCACCAACUUUGGUCAGAUCAUCUUCAAUACCUGGGACACAGCUGGCCAGGAGAAGUUCGGAGGUCUUCGCGAUGGUUACUACAUCAACGGACAGUGCGGUAUUAUCAUGUUCGAUCUUACCUCCAGAAUUACUUACAAGAACGUCCCCAACUGGCACCGUGACCUCGUCCGUGUCUGCGAGAACAUCCCCAUCGUUCUUUGCGGAAACAAGGUCGACAUCAAGGAGCGCAAGGUCAAGCCCAAAGCCAUUGAUUUCCACCGCAAGAAGUCCCUGCAGUACUACGACAUCUCUGCCAAGAGCAACUACAACUUUGAGAAGCCCUUCCUCUGGUUGGCUCGCAAGUUGGCUGGACACCAGGACUUGGAGUUUGUCGCUUCCCCUGCCUUGGCCCCCGCUGAGGUCCAUGUCGAUGCUGGCCUUAUGCAGCAGUACAAUGAUGAGUUGAACAGUGCUGCUCAGAUGCCCCUUCCCGAGGAAGACGAUGAUCUGUAAAGGAGACGAGAAGAAGCAACAACAAAGAAAUACAACACCCUCCUCAUUAUUUCUACUCAGUUUUGCCGUGACCACAACCAUUGCGUCCAUUAAAGCUAUCAGGUCUCAGCACCCUAAAAGGAAUACACACAUGCGUCUAAAUUGGAUGGGGUCCUGGGUCAUAAAAACGAGGCGCCGGAACUUGACAUCUGGUGGUUGGCGGCUGCUUGCUCCUUGAUGCUUUGCCCAGAGCCAUACAAGCCACAUAAAGCUUAAACACGCGAGCAAACGUAUCUUUGUCAAACUACAGAACGACACCAUGUCUUUUCUUUUCUUUUCUUUUUUCUUUU